AAAGCGGCAGGACAUUUGGGAAUCUGGAGGUUCGUCGCUCUGCUACGGGACAGGACAGAUCCAGUAGCCCACUCCAGCGCGCCCACUUUGGAUAAAAACUGCUCCAAUGACCGUUACGCAGGAUCGACCGAUGACUUAUUCCAAAAUGAAAGGGAUAGUUACUUUUUUCUCAGCUCUACUCAAGGGGAAGAAAGGGGGCUUCUCUGACUUCAUUCACAAAUUAGUCUCCAGCCAGCAGCUUUGCCAGCGAUCGGAGACCCAAAAACUGCUCCGUCGUCAGGACAGGCUGAGGAGACAGGAGGAGAAAUGCACACUGAGCUCAGCCGACCACGAAACUGCUCUAAUGAAGCCAUCUGAUUUCAACUAUCUGAAACUAAUUGGAAAAGGAAGUUUUGGGAAGGUGCUUCUUGCGAGACACAGAACACAGGGAGGCUACUAUGCAGUAAAAGUGAUACAAAAAGAUUUAAUUGUGAAAAGGAGAGAGCAGAGGCACGUGAUGGUGGAGAGGAGCGUCUUACUGAAGGGGCUGGAUCACCCUUUUUUGGUUGGGCUUCAUUUCUCAUUCCAAACACCUAACACGCUGUACUUCGUUCUGGACUACGUCAAUGGAGGAGAGCUUUUCUUCCAUCUUCAAAAAGAGGGGUCCUUUACUGAAGAAAGGUCAUGUUUCUAUGCUGCGGAGAUGACGCUGGCUCUCGGCUACCUUCACUCAUUAAAAAUAGUUUACAGGGAUCUCAAGCCAGAGAACAUCUUGCUGAAUUGUGAUGGCCACGUGGUGCUGACAGACUUUGGGCUGUGUAAGGAGGGAGUGGCAGUAGGGGGCAUCAUGCACACUUUUUGUGGUACCCCGGAGUACCUAGCCCCCGAGGUGCUCCUGGGGCAGCCCUACAGCCCGGCCGUGGACUGGUGGAGCCUGGGAAGUGUCCUGUUUGAGAUGCUCUUCAGUCUGCCUCCAUUUUACAGUCAGAACAAAGCCAACAUGUUUGAAAAUAUUCUCCACGCUCCUCUGAAGGUUCCUAGUGGAGCCUCUGAAUCCGCUCGUUCUCUGUUAGAAGGACUAUUGGACCGAGAUGUGACCACGCGACUAGGGGAAAUUUCCGACAUGGCUGAACUCCAAGAGCACCCCUUCUUUGCAGCCAUCAACUGGGACAACCUCUUAGCCAAGAAGAUAAAACCUCCAUUCAUUCCAAAUGUGUCUGGCCCAUGUGACAUCUGCUACAUUGAUCCAGAGUUUACUUUACAGCCUGUGCCUGCUUCUGUCGGUGUAAAUGGAAGGACACAGGCAGGGGGCGCCAGUGAGCUCUUCUCUGGAUUUUCAUACAUGAACUCAGCAGAAAUUGUUUCAUAAGGCAUCAAGUCCUGUUUACUUUUUAUUAAUUUAUUAAUUUAUUUAUUAUAUUGUACUUUUAACUACCAAUAUGACCUAUGACUGUAUAACUGAACAACAUUUUUUGUAUUUUUUUUGCUAAUUUACAUGAACAUUUUAAGAGACUACAAUGUUUUUCUUAUUUAAUGAAACAUGUGACACAAUAAAUAAAGUUUACAUUUUUACUU
Periophthalmus magnuspinnatus is the source of this 1554-nucleotide messenger RNA. RefSeq names its product serum/glucocorticoid regulated kinase 2b (gene sgk2b). Gene Ontology annotation, biological process: protein phosphorylation. Gene Ontology annotation, molecular function: ATP binding; protein serine/threonine kinase activity. The transcript is spliced from 12 exons. The coding region runs from base 107 to 1348 and encodes 413 amino acids. The record is from RefSeq and is a predicted model, not a curated record. NCBI's taxonomy places the organism in Eukaryota, Metazoa, Chordata, Actinopteri, Gobiiformes, Gobiidae.